GAACAGUCCCUCUGAUCCUUCCCCCUAACAUCUGAAAUGUUAGCAUUUAUUUAAGCACGGUUAGCUGAAUAAUCUGUAAACAUGAUUUGGCGGAAAUCUGCUAGUUAGACACACUGGCUAGGUCAACAGUCUAGAAGUCUCUUCUCAAUGCCAGUACUACUGUAGUCUACUUCCGCUUCGUUGUCACUCCCCCUCCGCUCCUGGGUUGGCCGUGCCCAGCGUUCAGGCGUGAGACCACCAACUCUCAAACAGUACUACCGACUACACCCUGACGUUGUAAAUCCAGUUUGUUUUUAGCUGAAUUAGUCGCUGAAUGUUGGCCAGUCCGUAGCCACUGGACAUGGAGCGAGGAAGCGGGUUUUCAUUCAUGAAGUACGCAAUGGUAGCGUCUCUUGCGAUGGUUCUGCUGGCAUACUGGUUUCGACCUCCCCGGGUGUCAAGGCUGGAUAACCGACUGCACAUGGUGCUGUCCUCCCUGCUGCGAGCUGAAGGCAAAGUGGGAAUUAACAACGCCAGACCCAGGGUGGCGAUAGGUUUGGGGGGUUGUGUAGACAUUAUUGUGGAUGGGGUGACGUUACUCAAUAAGAUUGGCCUUCCGCCCACAGACCAGCCUCUUCAUCAUGACUACAUAGAGAACGCGGAUCAGCUGGCACAGAGCUUUGCUUAUUUCUUUGCCCCGGGUGCAGCAGCAGAGCGCUUUGUGAGUAACGACACCCUCUUCAGUCAGCUGGUAGAGGCAUCUCGUGAGUUGCCUGGCAACCGCUGGUCUGUGGGUGGCAAUGCCCCAGUGAUGGCUGGUCGCUUGGCAGUCGAGGGCUGCGACGUGUUGCUAGGAGGCAGCUUCAGUCCAGAAUUUGCUGAUGUUCUGUCCCAACACAUCACAGUCACAGGUAAUGUGGUGGAGGAACCUGAUAUCCACCUCAUCCUGGAAUAUCCGUCUGGAGCCUCCUGGGGCCAGUACACGGCCCGACGGGCCAACAGGUACAUUGUCCACAGUGAUGACCAUAACCCAUACCUGGCCUCACUGCAGGACUUUGCAGUAAAGCUGCAGGACUUCAACCCUGACCUGCUGGUGGUGGGCGGACUCCAGAUGAUGGACAGCUUCCCAUUCCAACAGGGUGAGCGGGAAGCCCUGCUCUCUCAGUUGGGCCAUCUCCUCUCUUCCUCCUCCCCUCGUACCGGAGUCCAUUUUGAGAUGGCCAGCUUCGUGGAUGAGGGUCUAAUGCAGGACCUGAUGCGUCUGGUCGUCCCCCACGCCGACUCCCUAGGGAUGAACGAGCAGGAGCUCCCCAACCUGCUGAGCCUGCUGAGAGGCACUAACGUCACGGUGCUUUCGGACCCCAACCCCCGCGUCGCCACCGUCCUCGACCAGAUGAGGGAGCUCUACCGGCUCGUGAACCAGCACUUUCGCCAAACCAACCCGGAUGGUCACGCAGACGCUACUGGCCGGCCGUUGACCCGGCUUCAUGUGCACACGCUGGCAUUCCAGGCCAUGAUCGUGACACAUGGCUCCCAGUGGAAGAACACCAUGUCAGCCGUGGCCAAGGCCUCACUCACCGCCAACCGCCACGUAUGUGGCUCGCCAGACAUCGACCCCAGCAAGGCUCGUCUCAUCAUGGAUGAGUCGUUCUCUAUCAGCCGUCAAGAAGGCAGCCAGCGGAUCCCUCUGGAGGAGACCCGGCCCGUCAGCUGCUGGGAUGAGGACAACUAUGAGAUCUGUGUGGCGCCUGUCCUGGUCUGUACGGAGGUCUACCAGACGGCCGGAGGAGGGGACAACAUCUCUGCCGCUGGGCUCGUGCUGCAGAUCUGAGCCAAACAUCAGCGAGGAACUGUCAAGGAGCCUUAUCUCAACAGUAACGCCCCACACCUGCAUGGGGGUACUGUCUUUGCUCCAGCCCUACUCCAAUACACCCAAUUCAACAAGGUUCUCAUGAGCACCUGAGAAUUAGGGCCGGAGCCAAACCAACAGACCUUUUCUCUGUCCAGAGGGGUGGUUCCCACCCAGUUGUAGCAGUACUAUUCCUUUAAUCCCGGCUUACUCUCUGUAGUGACACAGACUCCAAAGAAUUCCACAAUCUGUUUGCAGCCAGUUUGACAGACAGACAACCAUUUCCGAUAAUGUGAAGACUUUUAGCUUUGUUGUUUUAGGUUUGCAGAUCUGAUGUCCACUUGUAUGUGGUUUAAUGUGGUGUUUUCGGUACCAUAUAAAUGCAGGAUUCAGGGUGUCUGUGGCAUACACAAGCCUGCCGGCAUUCACUCUCCUUUACACCUUUGUUUCUCCUUUUACUUCUCACAAACCAGGCACAGUCUGCCCCUCCCCACACCCUCUUGGUUUUUCUUUUUCUUAUUCCCACAUGUAAUAAUGAUUCCAGACCGUUAGUGUCUUUAGAACGUCAUAUUGUCAUUCCAGUAGAAUAUUGAUUGCAGAUACUACCCGGGACAUUAUUUCUUCAACUUGUUGAAAAAUAUUUUUAUAAGGUUUUUUUAUGAAGUAAUUGGCAUUUUGACCAAUCAGAUUAGCUCUGAGAAAGAUCUGAUGUGAACAGGUCAGAUGUAUUAGUGGAGAAAACAUUCUGAAUUGCCCUGCCUGUGCCAACUCAGCAUUUCUGUCUGGUGUCAUGGUUAUUCUGUCUUCAUUCCAUUUUCUUCCAUGGAUCCACGCACACAAAAAUUAAUCUGUUCUGUUUUUUCAGCCCUUUUAUCCCAGUGUUUAAUGGUAUUUUUUGGUUUGAUGCUGUCCCUUUUUUUUGGUUGUUUUCUGGUUUGAUGUUAGUCCAAGUUGAUGCUUGGAGGCCUGGGAGCCUCGUGAGGUAUGUCUAGGUAACUAGUAGAAAAGGGAAUUUUAAUGUAAUUAAUGAAGUGCUGCCUGUUGUGUGAUCAGUCGGGCUUGUAUAAGCUGUCGGACUCUAAUGUUGUCACUUUCUUUACUCAGAUCGAUUCCUAAUGAUGGAUGACAGCAGGGAGGGUUUCUCAGUUUUAUAUCUGUAAUGUGAAACUGUUUGGCCUUUGAUAUGAGCUUGUAUUCUUGUCAGUACCACCUCACUUUACAAACACUUUCUGUAGCCAUUCAUUUUAUUGCCCCCACACGCAUCCAGGAAAUGUUCAACAUUGUUUUUAAAUUGGCCUGUGUAGGAACCUCAAUCUGAUUGGUGAAAUCCAGAUGGAGAGCUUUUGAAAACGGGUCCCACAUAGCUGCCUUUACACAUCGACUGUGAUCAGUUCUAUUGCCUAUUCUUCAAUAAAACAUCAGAUGUGGACUGAGUCAGCACGGACCCAAAACCAUGUAACCUGUGUGUUCCGGCUUGCCUAUACUUGGUUGUCUACAUACUUGUGUGUGCCAGGACGUGUUUGUGUGUGUGUGUUUUUGUGUGUGCGUUUGCGUGCCUGUGCAUGCGUGUUUUGCUUUAGCCAGCUGACAUGAAGUCUGCCUGAAGGAGUAACUCACCUGUGCUGUUCUUCCUGAGUCACUUGAGAGAAAUAAAGCACACAUUCCAUCUUAG
Messenger RNA from Esox lucius (northern pike), 3500 nucleotides. RefSeq names its product ADP-dependent glucokinase 2 (gene adpgk2). Gene Ontology annotation, biological process: glucose metabolic process. The record is from RefSeq and is a predicted model, not a curated record. Gene Ontology annotation, cellular component: endoplasmic reticulum. Gene Ontology annotation, molecular function: ADP-specific glucokinase activity. Bases 341 to 1810 code for a protein of 489 amino acids. NCBI's taxonomy places the organism in Eukaryota, Metazoa, Chordata, Actinopteri, Esociformes, Esocidae. The transcript is spliced from 6 exons.